Molecule: messenger RNA, 1603 nt
Organism: Hydractinia symbiolongicarpus
Lineage: Eukaryota; Metazoa; Cnidaria; Hydrozoa; Anthoathecata; Hydractiniidae
Product: endoplasmic reticulum-Golgi intermediate compartment protein 2-like
Exons: 1
Coding region: 59-1294 (411 amino acids)
Biological process (GO): endoplasmic reticulum to Golgi vesicle-mediated transport; retrograde vesicle-mediated transport, Golgi to endoplasmic reticulum
Cellular component (GO): COPII-coated ER to Golgi transport vesicle; endoplasmic reticulum; membrane
Source: RefSeq, a predicted model, not a curated record
UUAAAAUCAAUAUAUACAUUUUAUUACUUUAGUUUAAAAAAAAUAAUUGGUGGUGAAAAUGCAGUCUCUCACAGAUGGAAUGCGUCAGAGAAAGAAUGUGGUGAAAGCUUUCAAAGAAUUGGACGCUUUCCCAAAAGUGCCAGAAAGUUACCAAGAGACGUCAACCAGUGGUGGGACAGUUUCGAUCCUAACCUUCCUAUUCAUCGGUGUGCUAGUAGUUUCUGAAUUUAUGUAUUAUACAAGUAAAAUAACAAAUUAUACCUACAUGGUUGAUAAAGAUGCUGAUCAUAAAAUACGAAUCAAUAUUGACAUGACUAUUGCCAUGGAAUGUGACGAUAUUGGUGCUGAUGUUCUGGACGUAUCAGGUACAAGCAUUGACAUAGAGUCACAUAUUAGAAUGGAACCUUCAUAUUUUCGUAUGAGUAAAAACCAAAAGCGGUGGUGGGAUGCUUUUCGUAUGAUCAGGCAAACAGAGGAGGGGUAUCGGUCAAUUAAUGAUGUGACCAGUAUGCAUCAAGUCUUCGGCAGAGCCUUUGCAACAGCAAUGCCAAAGAAAGAAAUUAAGGAAUUCGAAGGAAAAGAUUUUGAUGCAUGCCAUAUAUAUGGAAAUGUGGAAGUGAAUAAAGUUUCUGGUAACUUCCACAUAACAGCAGGUAAAUCAAUACCACAUCCUCGUGGGCAUGCCCAUCUGAGUUCCCUGGUAUCUGAGUUAAAUUACAAUUUUUCUCAUCGUAUUGAUUUAAUGUCAUUUGGAGAUCCACACCCUGGUAUUAUAAACCCUCUUGAUGGUGAACUGGAAAUUGCUGAAGAUGCAUAUCAUAUGUUUCAAUAUUACAUCAAGAUAGUACCCACAAACAUAAAAGCAUUGAGAAAAGAUAUGAAGGCUAAUCAAUAUUCUGUAACAUAUCGGUCCAGACCGAUUAGUCACAACAGCGGCUCUCAUGGUGUUCCUGGAAUUUUUUUCAAGUACGAUUUUCAUCCUAUUUGUGUCAACGUAAUUGAAAGCUACAGAGAUUUUAGUCAGUUCUUAAUCCGUUUAUGUGGUAUAAUUGGUGGUGUUUUUGCCACGUCUGGCAUGCUUCAUUCUUUUAUUGGUUCCUUAACAGAAUUUAUUAUGGAAAACAUGAAAAAACGACAUAAAUCGGGUUACCACACUGGACAAAAUAACACAUUGAAUCCAACUACAACAAAAACUAAUGCAGCACUAUCAUCUUCAAGCACACCUCAGCCAUUACCUACACCAAGCGUGUCAUUAAUUCCACCACAACAGAUAUCUAACACUUCUGGGACAUGACAUUUUUGUUUGUCAAAUUAGCACAUACAUUGCUAUAUGCAACAAAGACAUCAUUUCAUUUAUCCAGAUACCUAGUGACCUGAACUUUCUGUGUUUUUGUUGUUCGUGUAUGCUUUCCUUCUCGUCAAACUAAUGCAGUUUAACCAGCUUUUACUAUUUUAGAUUUAAAUUUUAUUUUUGAUUGGGGAGGAUGGUUGUAUUUUUUCCAAUUUUUUAUGUCAUGCUUGAUUGUACAUUUACUGCAAAAAUAUUUAUUCAAUUUAUUCUGUAGUGGUUGUGUAUGUGACACCAAUGAUAUUUUUCUAACUA